Molecule: messenger RNA, 2847 nt
Organism: Paramisgurnus dabryanus
Lineage: Eukaryota; Metazoa; Chordata; Actinopteri; Cypriniformes; Cobitidae
Biological process (GO): regulation of DNA-templated transcription
Molecular function (GO): RNA polymerase II cis-regulatory region sequence-specific DNA binding; metal ion binding; DNA-binding transcription factor activity, RNA polymerase II-specific
Source: RefSeq, a predicted model, not a curated record
UGUUAUCUUUAUCUUCAAGGAUUUUUUUAUUUUUCCCCCUGCCUGUGUCGUGACAUGGCUAUCUCCUCACUAUCACCUUUGAAAGACUGUUAUCUUUGCUCUUCUUCUUUAAAAGACUCGGUUGUUUUAAGAUGCUCUCACAGUUUGUGUAAAAGCUGCUUACAGAGCUACUGGGAGUUCAACAAGACUCUGGAUUGUCCUGUUUGUUUGAUGGAGACUCGCUGUUCUGUGCUUCUGCCGGAUUUGAGUCUUUCUCACUUUUCAGAUGGCAGCAACAUCAAACCACAUCAUGAGAGGAAUGCAGAAAGUAAGAUGAGGGAGCAGUCAAGUGAAACCAGGGAUGAGGAGGUCGAUACAGUUGUGAUGAUGGGGGAAAAUAAAUGUGAAGAGGAACCUCCUGCUACUUCACUGAGGUCCAACCUGUGCCCAAAAUGUGGCAAGAGCUUCAAAAGAAAAUCUGACCUGAGAGCCCACGAGAAGGUGCACAUCUUAGCAAAGCCGCACCAGUGCUCCACCUGUGGAAAGAGUUAUGCUGGCAAAUAUAGGCUCGCUUUACACAUACGGCUCCACACAGGUGAGAAUCUGUUUAACUGCUCUUUCUGCAACAAAAAGUUCACUCAAGAGAUGUCUUUGAGGUCCCACUUAAGGAGCCACGGAGGGGAAAAGCCGUUCACUUGUUCUCAAUGUGGUAAAAGUUUUUCUCUAAAAAGUACCCUAAAAACUCACCUGCGGUUGCAUGCUGGUAAUCUCCCUCAUCAGUGUGAUCAUUGCGGGAAGCUUUUCAACACUUCAGCAGCAUUGAGACUGCACAAGCCGACCCACACCGGCGAAAAGCCUUUUCCAUGUCCACAAUGUGACAAAGGGUUUAUAACAAAGGAUGAGCUGAAGAUUCACCUGAAUAGCCAUUCGGGGAUCAAACCAUUCAGCUGUUCAGUGUGUGGGAAGAGUUUCCUAACGAAGCAGGUACUUAACACUCAUCAGGUCGUUCACAAGGACGACCGCCCCUUUCACUGCACACAGUGCGAGAAAAGCUUCAAAAGGAUGAGCCACCUGACAUCACACAUAAAGACCCACAGCUCUGACACCCCUUACAAGUGCACCUACUGCAACAAAUCCUUCAAACUUCCCUUCUACCUAAAACUGCAUGAGAGUAUUCACAGUAAAGAGAAGCCUUACAGAUGUGAGAAGUGUGGAAAAAGCUUUCGUUUAUCAGGUGAUUGCACCAAACACCAGGCUGUACAUUCAGAGGAAAAACGGUACAAGUGCUCAAUCUGUGAUAUGAGGUUUCGCUUCAACAGUUCGCUGAGGAGCCAUAAAGUCGUUCACUCUGAGGACAAACCUUACCACUGUGAGAAGUGUGGAAAGAGCUUUAACAGACUUGAUACCCUGAAAAAACAUAAAGCGAUCCACACUGAUGAAAGACCUUAUAAGUGUUCUCAAUGUGGUUUGGCCUUCAAGACUUCAAAUUCGCUUAGGUUUCACAAAAUGAUUCACUCCAAGACCCUGCUGCACUGCAGCAUCUGUGACAAAACCUUCACUCGCCAAAAUUCCUUCAAAUAUCAUCAAGACGUUCAUGCAGGAAUUCAAAUCUACAAAUGCUCUGAGUGUGGAAAAUGUCUGAGCGCGGCAAGUUGCUUGAAGAAGCACAUGGAGGAACACUUUGAAAAGAAAAUGUACCACUGUGCUGAGUGUGAGAAGAGUUUCAGAUCAGUGUCAUACCUGAGGAAGCACCAAAAGAAGGUGCACAUUGAUGAGAAGCUCUAAAUAAUACCCAAGUGACACUGGUUACUUACCAGCUGCAACAUUCAGGAGAGAAGGAGCACACUUGAUCCCAUUGCGGGAAGAUGUAGACGAAUAGAGACGAUCAGUCAUAUGAGACAAUUCACUCUUUGAUUCACUUACGAUUCAAAGAGAGACCUCAAUGAUACCAAGAAUUUGGUAAAGAAUUUAUCAGGAGCCACAAUCUAAAACAUAAUCAAAAACUAAAUAGUAAGAGACAAAAAUCAGGAUUGUGUUUGUUUUAUUGUUUUUCUACAAAAAAUAUCAGAUUUCUCCUUCUUUGUUAGCCGUGCAGGCUUUGGUUACACUUUAGUAAAAUGUAGUUACUAUAUAAUACUGUAUAAAACACAGAAAAAUCACCAUUGCUAAAUGUACACUGCUGGUGUUUAUAUGAGUACCACCAAAGCAGUGUACAUUUAACACUGGUGAUUUUGCUAUGUAGGUAGUUUUAUAUGAAAGUGUAAAUUGAAAGUGACAAGCUUGUCAAGUAUAUGCAACACGUACCCGAAAUGUGACCUCUGCAUUUAACUCAUCCCAGUGAGUAGUGAACACACGCACUGCAAGUUGUGAACACAUACACCUGGAGCAUGCAGCCAUCCCAGCGCCCGAGGAGCAAUCAAGUUAGGCAACUCUCAGGUUACAAACCUGACUCUCUAACAUAGGCUACAACUGCCCCUAUAUAUGCAUUAUUAUUAUUAUCAUAUAUGAAUGUAAUUAGAUUUGUAUUAAAUUCUUUUAAAAUAUAUUUUUCAUUCAAAAAAUACCUCUACAAAGCUUAUGGAGUCAAGACCCAGGAGAAUGGCUAAAAUAUUACUGCAAGAGAAUCAGCCUUAAUAACAGAUGAAACUUUAGUCAAUGUAUGCUUGAUUUCUUUUUAAGCUUUUCAUUUUUUCUAUGCAUUUUUGUAUAUUCAAAUAAAACCCACAUUCCAUAAUGUUCUAGUUUGUGUAUUUGCCAAGUAAUUUUUUCCAACAAAUACCUUAAGAGUUUAGUGUUUCAUCCAUUACAAUCAAAUAUAUUAAGCGGAAGUUAAAAGCAAAUAUUGUACAAAUAUACCUCCCCAUACAU